AUGCGGUCCGGCGCAGCCACUUCCCGGCGGGACCGGGACGAGAGUUACAACACUACUCGUCGCGGGGAUCGGGACCAUGACGAUGAUAACAGCAGUCGUCGUGACCAGCACAAGAACCGGACGAGUCCCCAGCGGAGGUACGACGGAACCGCGGAGACGACCAAAGAUAAUAUAGCUGCCAAUGGCGAUUAUGAUGCGCUUCCGGGGAGAACGAGAACAACUUCUACAAGAUCUAAUCGAUACUACAACAAGCCAAUGAGUCCGUCUUCGAUUCUGGAGAUGCGCGCCAACUCGUUUCAAAGCGACAAAAGUAUGAAUAACGAGGGAAGGAGAAGUGAGAAAAGUCGGGAUGUUGAGAAUGAAUAUGAAGAUAUGGAAAAUGAUGACCAAAUAAAUCAACAUCGAAACCAAAAUCGAGACCUCAGGAUAGACGAACUUGACGCGGUUUCAACACUUUCUCGGUAUUCGUCGCGAGACAUGUUGGAACAACGGGAACAGCAGCAGUUGCCCGAAGACGAUGAAAUUCCGCCUCGGGUGGAACUCCUAGAGCGCCGUGACGGCGGCCGAGAGCCGCGUGGUGGACGUGGAGAUGAUGAGACUCGUGACACCGAAGGGCGAAGUGGUCGAGAUGGUGACCGAGACCGGGAACGUCGGGACGAUCGUAUUCACCGAGAACGUCGUGACCGGGAUCGCGAACGCCAGGAUCGCGCGCGCGACGGAGAGCGCGACCGGGAUCGCGAACGUCAGGAUCGCGAACGACAGGAUCGUGAGCGCGACGGCGAGCGCGACCGAGAUCGCGAACGACAGGAUCGUGACCGGGAGCGUGACCGAGACCGGGAACGGGGUUGUAGAGAACGGGAACGCGAUCGUGAGCGGGAGCGCGACCGAGAUCGGGACCGAGAAGAUCAUCGGGACCGAGGCCGCGAAAAUGGCCGACAGGACGAACAACAGCGACACCGAGUUGGAGUAGACCAGAAGCAGGAUGAGGACAGAGACCAGGAGAUGAAGAUCGCUACAACUACUUCUAGGCGGAUAAUUCGCGAGAGGAGCCGGGAUAUCCCGUGCAAAAGUAGCGUACUCGUAGUAAUUGCGUUUAUGCGUUACAAAUCCAAUAUUCAAGGUAAACCAGCAUUACAAAUGCAAUUUGUAUGUAAUGCUGGGGGGAAUUUGUAAUGCAAUUUGUACUAGUACGAUGCUUUUGCAUUGCAUACGGGACCGCGAGCGACGCGGUGCGUCGUCUCCGCCACAACGAUAUCAAAUGUAAAAAUGUCUGGGUCUGGAAGAAUGCAACUUGUGAUGCUGAAUUUGGAUUCCAAAAAAAUCUGUAUUGCAUAAGCAGCAAGGUGAGUGUAAUUUUUGCUACGCGGAGAGGGCAUUUGUCAUGCGGAAUAGGCAUCGCGAGGCCCUCAAAAAAUCUGUGAUGCUAGGGCAUGCAUCACAGACAUCAGGAGUCAUGCAAAACGUGCGUGACAAACCUGGCAAUCUUCCAGACCCAGACAUUUUUACAUUUGAUAAACGAAUGAAUCACUCUGAAAGAGAACAAGUAGGAGGAAAAAAUAGAGAUCUAGUCCGAUCCUACAGUGACCAGCAACAGCGAUCGUUAACUCGUCUCGAAAGUAUAAGUAGGGACGAGCAGGAACUACCACGAGGCGGAGAUCGUAUCAAGAACCAGGACCAAAAACCGCGUUCAAAAAAUGCAGCUCGGGUCAUUCUAGAAGAACGGGUCGAAGAUAAGAUUACGAAUUCGUCUCAAAAAGGAGGAGGUCCUGGUACAACUGUACAAAACCCCCCGCCACCACGCCCGUCACCCCUCCGACGGAUUGUGUCUGGGGAGAUACGAGAGCGGAUCGAACGGCACGUGCAGAAACAGGAACAGGAACAGCAACAGCAGCAGCGUCUUUCGCCACAGAGGAUGGACCGCGAAAUGGAAACGAGAAGGCAGCAGGAGGCCGCAUUGAGAAAGGCAGCUGCUGUUUGGGAAGAUCUGCAGAGUACUAGACUAGGUUCGCGCGAGGAGGAGGUAAACAAUGAGCAAGAAGAGGAACAACGACGGGCCAACGCCGCUGCCUGGGAGAGAGAAAGAGAGCGGAAAGAGCAGGAGGAAUCAGAGCGCGCCGCGCAAGAACGAGCUGCCGCCUGGGAAAAGGAGCGGGAGCAGCAGGAAAAAUUGCUGGCGGCCCAGGCUGCUGCACAAGCGCGGGAAAAGGCGGAAAGGGAGGAACGCGAGCGUCUGGAGGAAAAGCUUCGGCAGAUGAAACAGCAACACCUAGAGCAGGAGAAACUACGGGCUGCGCACCAAGAACGAAUAAAACUACAAGCAGAGCAGCAGGCGAAGAUAAAAAUCGCAGCGGAGGAGGAAAAAAACCGGCUCACUGCUAACACCUCUGUAGCUCCGAAGCAGGCCGCAGUGCAGCCGGCAACUCAAAACACCAGAAAUGCCGUUAAUAAGCCGGAACAACAGCAAGAUCCUCCGGACGCGGAUCACGGUACGACUACGACCCCAACGAACAGAAAUAAUACUGAGUCCAACCAAACAAGCUCCAGCAGUAUGAAGGAAGAAGUGCUUUACUUCGGUGCCGACCUGAUCGCCCGCGCGGGCUUGACCUUGAAAGUGCCGCAGUCGACGAUUGUUUGUGGGCAGAUUUGCUGGCAGUACUACGCCCCGAAAUCCACGAAGAUUGGAACCUUGGUGCUGAAAUCCUACAACCGCAACAACGCGUUCGACAAGCACACCAGCGCCAAUGCCUCGAAGCAGCUGGAGGGCGAGAUCCAGCUGACCGCUUCGUCUAUCAAGUGCAAAUAUGUCUGGGUCUGGAAGAGGCGGGACUUGUCAUGCACAUUUUGCAUGACCCGUGAGGUCUGUGAUGCUGGUGCUAGCAUCACAGAUUUUUUGAGAGCUUCUUGAUGCUAAUUACGCAUGAGAAAUGCGCUCUCCGCGUGCCAAGAACUGUCUCCUCUUGCUGCUCAUGCAACACAGAUAUUUUUAGAAUCCGCAGACAGCAUUACAAGUUGCAUUCUUCCAGACCCAGACAUUUUUACAUUUGAUAUCGUCGUGUCUCCUCAUCGGCUGUAAGUUUGAGGAGACGCUGGUAAACACGAACGACAUCUGCUACGUGUUUCGGAAGCUCGUUAUCCUAUGUAAAAACGUACCCACACCAUAGUCAAGAUGGGGAAUCGGCUAGACAAAUCCACAAGCUUUGGCUGUUUCGCAUGACAAAUCUGGACGCGUAGUGUAGUGCUGUUUGAGCUAGUUUAGCAGCAUUACAGAUCUAGUAUCUCGCGCUGAUUGGAGCAUGACAAAUUUCAAAACCGCAUUAGAAAAUGCUUCUCAUGGGGCUCCGCAUGAGAAACAUUUUAAGCAUGCAGAGUUGCAUGACAACUAUGGUGUGGGUACGUUUUUACUCAGGAUACUCGUCCCGCACGGCGAGAAGACCUGGACGGCGGACUGGAUGCAAAUGCUGGCUUCGAACGCCCGGGACAAUUACUCCACGGGCCAGAAUAUUAUCCUGUGCAAAAGUAUCGUACUCGUAUUGCAGUCAUGCAUUACAAAUUUUUUUUCUUUACGUAAAUCCGCAUCACAAAUUUAAUUUCUCAUGCUGAGGAAAUUUGUAAUGCAUUAUAUACAAGUGCGAUACUUUUGGUUUUGCAGUGCAUAAAUAGUAUGCAGCAAAACUUCUACAACGAAGGGGCCAAGAACAAGCCCUCGACGACGUCCGUGAUGCAGGAGCUGCUGUUCACCUACGAAACGAAGAUUCUAACCCGGCUCGGGUUUCAGUGCGCGGAAAUUUUGGUCCCUGCGCACCGGUAUUUGCUGCCGUAUUUGCACAGCUUGUUGGAGGAGGAGGAUGAGGAGGACGAAGAUUCUUCCUCUUCGAAGGAAAAACCCAUCGUGGAACUCGCCUGGGGCUACUUGAACGACUGCUACCGGACGGAUCUGUGUUGCCACUACGCGGCGCACGAGAUCGCGGUGGCGGCUCUGUGGCUGGCCGCGCGGAAACGAAAGAGCCAGGGACUGGGGGGGAAAAAAUUGCCGAAGGACUGGUUUCUGGUCUUUGACUGUUCGAAGGAGGCGUUGGAAAACAUUAGCAGACGGAUUUUGGCUCUGUAUUGAGGAAGAAGAGCGGUGUAGUCGUGACAUCAAUUUGAUGGCUGAAUUUCAACCAAAAAUUUAAAAUCCAUCAGAACGAAGAAGAAAAUCAACUGAAUUGAUAGACGAUUCAAAUUAUAGGCACGACACCAGCGACAGAAUGGAUUCAUCAAGAGCCUCUCCGAGGACCUAUAUUGCUUGGAUAACUGCGCUUGUAACAAGUACUUACUCUGUUGAGUUCGAGAGGUGCCCCACCCCCCUGGUGGCAAGAACAACUUCUCAGAGGAAGAUGGAGUAUGUGAUUCAUCUCGCACUGCAAGUAGUUGUAAAGUACUCUUCUGAAAACGAAAAGUUGCAAGGAAGCGACAGCG
Molecule: messenger RNA, 4458 nt
Organism: Amoebophrya sp. A120
Lineage: Eukaryota; Dinophyceae; Syndiniales; Amoebophryaceae
Source: the annotation of a GenBank genome assembly